UUACUGCGCCAGGUAAGUACUCUCUUUGCUUUUCCAUUCAAUAAUGUUAAAUUGUCAAUUACCUCAAGUAAUAAAUGUAUUACUCCUUUAAGUACACAAAAAGAAGAGUAAAUGCUUGGCAAAAUGUGAAUUCAUUUAAUUGCCAUAGAAAACAGAGAGUUUCACCUUUUUGUCAAUAAUUGAAAAAAAUCGUAUCUAAAACUCAGAUUUUUGGCAUGUAGUUAAGACUUCUUUGGCAUGGAAAAUAUUUCUAGAAGCACAAAAAAUUAAAUUACACGAAUUCAACACAUAGCACUCCUUUUAGACAAAGUCAACGAUACACAUCCAACCGCACCAGCUCCACAAGACCAUCACACGGAAAGGAACCCUAAUUUACCAAACCACCCUCAUCAUCAACUCCACCACAAAGGGUCUUUCCGUCACUUGUACAUAUCUUAGAUCAAACCCCGGGAAAAAGAGGUUCGAAGAAGAACAGAUCAACUGCUCUCUACUUCUAACUCCCCUCAUUUACACCAAAACCCUCCAAAAUUAAAUUUAAUAAACCUAUCAAAAAUCGAAUAUUAACACUAGUUCCUAGAGAUAAAAUUAAACAAAGACGUUACCUUAUUCAUUUGAUUCGAUCUCUGUUCAUGAGCUAAUCGUUCAUGGCUGCCAUGUUACACCAGCCAUGGCCGUUUCCUCUACAAGUAACCAUACUUUUCUUCUUAUACGUCGUCGUUUUACCGUUUCAUUCCUUUUCACAAUCAGACUCGCCUCAAAACAUCGAGACUUUCUUCCCAACCAACGAACUCUCCCCGCUUCCUCCGCCGAUAAACCCUUCUCCGUCCCCACCACCGCCGUCUAAUCCUUCAUCAUCCUCAGACAGAGGAACAAUCACCAAGGCUGUCCUAAUAACAGCAGCAAGCACCGUAGUUCUCGCAGCAGCGUUCUUCCUCUUCCUCCAGAAAUGCGUUAUCGCGCGUCGGCGGCGACGGAGAGAGAACAGAAUCAACGUCCAGAACGUUUUACCACCGUAUCCUCCUCCGGCAAUAACGACGGUGGCGGCUACGCAGACUUUGGCUAGAGAAGGCUUCACGCGGUUUGGAGGUAACGUGAAAGGUCUGAUCCUCGACGAGAACGGUCUCGACGUGUUGUACUGGAGAAAUCUACAGAGUCAGAGACAGAGACGAAGCGGAAGUUUCCGGAAAGAGAUCUUCGCUGGAGAAGAAGAAGGGAGUAGUCAAGAGAAAGAAGUUAUAUAUUACAAGAACAAGAACAAGAAGAAGGAGCAGGUCACCGAGGUUCCUCUCCUCCGAGGAAGAUCAUCCACUUCUCAUAGUAUAAUCCAUAACGAUACUUUUGAGUUCGAAUCACCGCCGCCGCCACCGCCAAUUCCGGUGAAGAAAACUGCCCCAUCGCCACCGCCACCUCCGCCGCCAAUUCCGGUACAGAAAACUGCCUCAACACCGUCGCCACCUCCGCCGCCAAUUCCGGUGAAGAAAACUGCACCGGCACCACCACCACCGCCUCCGCCUAAGAAGGUCCCUUCGCCUUCUCCACCUCCACCACCACCGCCGAUGAAAAAGGCGGCGGUUUUGUCGACAUCGGGAUCUAAACCACCGCCUGCUCCGCCGAGAGGAGCAAGCGGAGGAGAGAGUUCGAGAAACGGUCAGGUGAAGCUGAAGCCACUACAUUGGGAUAAAGUAAACCCUGACUCAGACCACUCCAUGGUUUGGGACAAGAUCGACCGUGGCUCGUUCAGUUUCGACGGGGAUCUAAUGGAAGCUCUGUUCGGUUACGUCGCUGUCGGAAAGAAAUCUCCAGAACACGACAAACCAAAGUCAAACUCCUCCCCGACCAAAAUAUUCAUCCUCGAUCCGAGAAAGUCUCAGAACGUAGCGAUCGUGCUCAAGUCCUUAGGGGUGACACGUGAGGAGCUCGUGGAAGCGCUCGUUGAAGGACACGACUUCGCGGCGGAUACGCUCGAGAGGUUAGCGAGAAUAGCUCCCACGAAGGAAGAGCAAUCAGCGAUUCUAGAGUUCGACGGCGGCGACACGGGGAAACUAGCCGACGCGGAAGCGUUUCUGUUUCAUCUACUUAAAGCGGUGCCAACCGCGUUUACGAGACUAAACGCGUUUCUAUUCAGGGCGAAUUAUUAUCCAGAGAUCGCUCACCACGGUAGAUCGCUCCAGACGCUGGAUUUAGCGUGUAAAGAGUUGAGGUCUCGCGGUUUGUUCGUGAAGCUUUUGGAGGCGAUUCUCAAAGCUGGUAAUAGAAUGAACGCAGGAACCGCGAGAGGAAACGCUCAGGCGUUUAAUCUAACCGCGCUUUUGAAACUCUCGGAUGUUAAGAGCGUUGAUGGGAAGACGACUCUGCUUAACUUUGUGGUGGAGGAAGUGGUUAGGUCGGAAGGAAAACGCUGCGUUUUGAACGGACGAAGCAAUAGCUUAACACGAAGCAACAGUAACAGAAGUAGUAGUAGUAACAACGCUCCUCAAGCUAUGUCUAAAGAAGAGCAAGAGAAAGAGUUCUUGAAACUUGGUCUUCCCAUUGUCGGAGGAUUAAGCUCUGAGUUCUCAAACGUGAAGAAAGCUGCAAGUGUAGAUUACGACACGGUUGUUGCGACUUGCUCGGCUCUUGCGGUUAGAGCGAGAGACGCGAGAAAGGUGAUUGCACAGUGUGAAGUAGGACAAGGAGGGAGGUUUGUGGAGAAGAUGGUGGCGUUUCUUGAUUCAGUAGAGGAGGAAGUGAAGACGGCGAGAGAAGAAGAGAGGAAAGUUAUGGAGCUUGUGAAGCGGACAACGGAGUAUUAUCAAGCAGGAGCUAGUGUUAAGGGGAAGAAUCCUCUUCAUCUGUUUGUUAUUGUGAGAGAUUUUCUUGCCAUGGUUGAUAAAGUAUGCUUGGAUAUUAUGAGGAAUGUGCAGAGGAGGAAGAUCAUGAGUUCUCCUGAGUCGCCUUCCACGCAGAGGAAUGCUGUGAAGUUUCCAGUUUUGCCUCCUAAUUUCAUGUCGGACAGGUCUAGGAGUGACUCUAGUGAAUCGGAUUCUGAUAUGUGAGAGGAGUUAAUAUUUGUUAUUUGUAAAUAAUAGAAUGAUUGAGUUAUUGAUUUUUAUUGAAAGGUAUUGAAAUGUUGAUAGAUUUAUAUGAUAAAGGAAUUUUGGUUUAUGACAUUUCAAUGUUUAUGAACAUGUCUUCUAUAACCCGGACUAGGUUGGUAUACAUCUCACCAAACAUAGCUCUGUUAUGUGAGUGUGAACUUAGCUUUUUUUAUCCAUCUUUGUUGAGUUUCUGAAUUUUCUCAACGUGGAGUAUAAAAUAACUGAGCUUUAGAGGAAGUAGUUGUUGGUUUUGGUUAUGAACAAAGCCUAAUGUAAGAGGCUUUGUACUUCUUUUUUU
Messenger RNA from Eruca vesicaria subsp. sativa (arugula), 3375 nucleotides. The record is from the annotation of a GenBank genome assembly. Lineage: Eukaryota; Viridiplantae; Streptophyta; Magnoliopsida; Brassicales; Brassicaceae.